AUGCAAUGUGGUUUGACUACUUGUCGCGGAUCUGACCUCGUACCUGCUGUGAUUGAUCGACGGGCCCUACAAGCGCUAAUUUCUCCGCGCCGCUUCGGCUUACCUGUUCUUAAGGCGAGGCAGCUUGCUAUCACGAGAUGGCUUCAUUGCUAUUCACUUUCACGGGUUUUCCAGAGCUUCUUUAAGGGUUGCUGCCCAAAGACCUACCACGGAUUAGGUGAGCGCAAUCCUUUGGCAUCUGCUGAACUUUUUUCAGCUGCUCGGAGAAUUUCCGCCAAUCAUGUUGCAUCAUAUGCUGUCUGCCCAAGGGAGAAGUGGAGGAGGAUGGGCCAGACUCUGCACAAUCACUGCGGGGGGGUUAUCGAUUAUCUAGGUACGCAGCUCCAUCUCUCAACUCAUUUCUACGUCAUGACUCAUGCAGUCAGCCAGUCAGUCAACCUUGACAGCAGUCCUGGCUACGGUCUCAGCUAUGAUCGGCGUCGGCCUCACCAAAUAUAUGUACGCUGGUCGACGGUCUUCUCAAACGGAGUCGAUCUCGCCUACAGUUGCUCUGAGCAAGUUUUCGAGCACUGCCUCAAUCUUUCCUCUCAGAUGUUGACAUAUCGUUGUUGUGGCAUCUGGUUCUUCGAUAUUGACGGGUUUGGGCUGACAGCAUUGCCUACCUACGAAAGCACCCUGGUAGAAUAUGUCGUUUUCAAGGCCUCUAACUCAACAUGUGUCCCCUAA
Lindgomyces ingoldianus is the source of this 726-nucleotide messenger RNA. RefSeq lists its product as uncharacterized. The coding region runs from base 1 to 726 and encodes 241 amino acids. NCBI's taxonomy places the organism in Eukaryota, Fungi, Ascomycota, Dothideomycetes, Pleosporales, Lindgomycetaceae. The record is from RefSeq and is a predicted model, not a curated record. The transcript has 4 exons.